UUUUAACUUUUUAAACUUUUUUGUUAAAAACUAAGACACAAACACAGAUUGGCUUAGGCCUACCCAGGGUCAGGAUCAUCUACGUCACUGUCUCAUCUCCACAUCUUCUAGAAUACCUCCUGAAGGGCCUGCCUGAGGCUGCUUUACAGCUAACUUUUUUUUUUUGUAAUAAGUAGAAGGAGCACACUCUAAAAUAAUGAUAAAAAUAGUAUAAUACAUAAGCCAGUAACAUUUAUUAUCAAGUAUUAUGUAUUGUACAUAAUUGUAUAUGCUAUAUAUACUUUUUUUUUGUUUUGAGACGGAGUCUUGCUCUGUCACCCAGGCUGGAGUGCAGUGGCACGAUCAUGGCUCACUGCCUCCGCCUCCCGGGUUCAUGCCAUUCUUCUGCCUCAGCCUCCGGGAGCAGCUGGGACUACAGGCGCCUGCCACCACACCCGACUAAUUUUUCGUAUUUUUAGUAGAGACGGGGUUUCACCGUGUUAGCCAGGAUGGUCUCGAUCUCCUGACCUCGUGAUCCGCCUGCCUCAGCCUCCCAAAGUGCUGGGAUAGGCUUGAGCCACCAUGCCUGGCAGCUAUAUAUACUUUUAUAUGAUAGUGCAGCUGGUUUUUUUACACUGGCAUCACCAUAAACAUGUGAGUCAUGCCUUGUUCUAUGAACUAAAGCUACAUCACUAGGGGAUAGGAAUUUUUCAGCUCCACUGUAAUAUUUUGGGACCACCAUCCUAUAUACCACGUCAUGGACCAAAACAUCGUUAUGCAGCACAUGACUGUAUUUUAAGCAAGAGAGCUCCUUCCCCCUUGGCUCAGCUAUGUAGAAACCCUACUUCAAAGAGACGCAGCGGAGAACACAGGGCUCUUCCUCUACUUCUAGCUCCCAGACAUCUUUAGGUAAGGAGUAGGACCUACCAGCAUUUCUCAUCCUUUCCACAGCAACUUAUUGUUGCUGAGGAUAAGUUCUAGACAAGUGCAACUGAAAGGCAGGCCUCCUUUCUUCUGCCCAACCUCCACGCAUGGGGCAGAGGCUCUACCUUUUGUGCAACACUGCUAAAAAAAUAACUGGGGCCUCAAUCACCUUUGUUCUGGCCUAUAAAGUUGUGAUUCCACACUGGAAGAGGCAAGCCAAAAAGAAGACCUCGGGCUGCUGCUCCCACUUCCCCAAACUGCUCAGCUUCUAAAGCAGGGUUUCAGAAAGAAGCAUACAAUUGUCCCCACUCCCAGCUCUGAGCCCCGACUCCAGAGAUUUUGUGGGAGAGGGGGGAGAAGUAGGCCAUAAAACAGUUAGCUCUUCAUCUUUUCCCAAAACAACUGACUUCUUUACAACAGGGCAUUAAAAAAAAUGUUCAAGCCUAAGGGUACUCUUAAAAACAGUGGAGGUUUCGGUGAAAGAUAAUGGGGAGAUCUGUUAAUUCAAUGAGGAUACAGACUAAAUUGUAGGCUAGUUAUUUUUCAGGAGAGACAACAAAAAAAAACCAGCAGUGUGGAGCCCUCCUGAUGUUAGAACAAAUAUCACAUACUGACCUUGGGAACUAUUCCUUCAAAGGAGCCUGGAUUUGAUUGGAUUAGUCUGUAGAACAAUGUGUGCCCCAAAGCAUUAUUGAAAACAAUUGAGCAAUCAGCUGAAAAUCAAUGGAACUUAACAGCUGGGAGUAUGGUCAGGAAAAGACAAAGAGAACCCUGCCAAAACCACUGUCAUCCCAAGGUGCCUGGGCAUAUCCAAAGCUGCACCUCUCUGAGGAACAAGAUCAGAGGCUUUACAAAGUAUGGGGGAAAACUACACCCAGUCACUAAACAAACAAGUGACAAUAACAAGGUUGGUACCAAGAGUUGCUACAAUAUAUUAUUUAAAACAGCCGAGUCCAACCCUUAGGAUGUGAGGACUUUUUUGCUUAUCUGUGGUGGUGGGUAUCACAAAAAUUAUGCAUGAACUUUUUUUUUUCUUUUAGCUCAUCAGCUAUCGUUAGUGUUAGUGUAUUUUAUGUGUGGCCCAAGACAAUUCUUCCAAUGUGGCCCAGGGAAGCCAAAAGGUUGGAUACCUGUUAUUUUAAAUGUCCAGUUAAUAACAAAACGCACAAAGAAACAGGGAAAAUAUAACCCAUGUGCCAGAAAAAAAGAAGGUUGUAGAACCUGCCUGUAAGAGUGACCGUAUGUUGGAUUUAACAGAAUAUAUGACUUUAAAGUAGUCAUUAUAUAUGUUCAAAGAACUAAACUAUGAUUAAAGAAGUAAAGAAGGGCUUUUCACAAGAUGGCGCCGAAAGCGAAGAAGGAAGCUCCUGCCCCUUCUAAAGCCGAAGCCAAAGCGAAGGCUUUAAAGGCCAAAAAGGCAAUGUUGAAAGGUGUCCACAGCCACAAAAAAAAGAAGAUCCACACGUCACCCACCUUCCGGCGGCCCAAGACACUGCGACUCCGGAGGCAGCCCAAAUAUCCUCGGAAGAGCGCCCCCAGGAGAAACAAACUUGACCACUAUGCUAUCAUCAAGUUUCCGCUGACCACUGAGUCUGCCAUGAAGAAGAUAGAAGACAACAACACACUUGUGUUCAUUGUGGAUGUUAAAGCCAACAAGCACCAGAUUAAACAGGCUGUGAAGAAGCUCUAUGACACCGAUGUGGCCAAGGUCAACACCCUGAUUCGGCCUGAUGGAGAGAAGAAGGCAUAUGUUUGACUGGCUCCUGAUUACAAUGCUUUGGAUGUUGCCAACAAAAUCGGGAUCAUCUAAACUGAGUCUAGCUGGCUAAAUAUAUAUAUAUAUAUCUUUUCACCAUAAAAAAAAAGAAGAAAGGUAUGAUGACAAUGUUACAUCAAACAGAGAAUAUCAUAAAGAGAUAGAAUUUACAAAAAGAAAAAAGGAAUAAAAUGAAAAUCCUGGAGUUGAAAAACAUAAUAGCAAAAUAAACUAAAGGGACCCAUGAGGAGACGAGAACUGGCAUUAGAAAGAAUUGGGGAACUUGAAAAUACAUCAACAGAAAUUAUGCAAUCUGAAGAACAGAAAGAAAAAAGAAUGAAGAAAAAUAAACAGAACUUCAGAGACCUGUAGGACACCAUUAAGUGUACCAACAUACAGCCAGGUGCGGUGGCUCACGCCUGCAAUCCCAGCACUUUGGGAGGCCGAGGCGGGAGGAUCACCUGAGGUCAGGAGUUUGAGACCAGCCUGGCCAGCAUAGCAAAACUCUGUCUCUACUAAAAAUACAAAAAUUAGCCGGGCAUGGUGGCAGGUGCCUGUAGUCCCAACUACUCAAGAGGGUGAGGCAGGAGAAUCACUUGAACCUGAGAGGCACAGGUUGCAGUGAGCCAAGAUCAUGCCACUAUACUCCAGCCUGGGCAACAGAGCAAGACUCUAUCUCAAAAAAAAAAAAAAGUGUACCAACAUAAUGUAUUGAGUAACAUAAACCUAACACAAGAAACUCCAAGAAGGAUAAACUCAACAAGAUCCACAAAUAAACAUCACAGUAAAAAUGAUGAAAGUCAAAGACAAGGAGAAAACCUUGAAAGCACCAAGAGAAAAACAACUAGUUACUUUCAAGGGCUAAGAUAACAAUUGACUUCUUAGCAAAAACAACUGAGGCCAGAAAACAGUGGAAUAACAUAUUCAAAGUGCUCAAAGAAAAAAAAAACUUGUCACCAAAAAUCCUAUAUCCAAUAAAACGAUCUUUCAAAAAUGAAGGCUUGGGAGCUGAGGCAGGUGGACUCAGGAGUUCAAGAUCAGCCUGGGCAACAGUUGAGAACCUGUCUCUACAAAAAAAUACAAAAAUUAGCUAGGUGUGGUGGCAGAUAUUCUGAGGCAAGAAGAUAACUUCUUGGAGGCUGAGGCAAGAAGAUAACUUGAGCUCAGGAGGCAGAGGUUGCA
Molecule: messenger RNA, 3841 nt
Organism: Pan troglodytes (chimpanzee)
Lineage: Eukaryota; Metazoa; Chordata; Mammalia; Primates; Hominidae
Product: large ribosomal subunit protein uL23-like
Exons: 1
Coding region: 2243-2659 (138 amino acids)
Biological process (GO): translation
Cellular component (GO): ribosome
Molecular function (GO): structural constituent of ribosome
Source: RefSeq, a predicted model, not a curated record